Messenger RNA from Triticum turgidum subsp. durum (durum wheat), 474 nucleotides. Lineage: Eukaryota; Viridiplantae; Streptophyta; Magnoliopsida; Poales; Poaceae. The record is from the annotation of a GenBank genome assembly.
AUGAAGCGCAACCCCCGCGUCACGAGCUCCCGCCGGAAGUGCCGCAAGGCGCACUUCACGGCGCCGUCCUCCGUCCGCCGCGUGCUCAUGUCCGCGGCCCUCUCCUCUGAGCUCCGCCACAAAUACAAUGUCCGGUCCAUCCCCAUCCGCAAGGAUGACGAGGUGCAGGUCGUGCGCGGCACCUUCAAGGGCCGCGAGGGAAAGGUGGUGCAGGUCUACCGCCGCCGCUGGGUCAUCCACGUGGAGCGGAUCACCAGGGAGAAGGUCAAUGGAUCCACGGUGAACGUUGGCAUCCACCCCAGCAAGGUGAUCGUCACCAAGCUCAAGCUCGACAAGGACCGCAAGGCCCUCCUCGACCGCAAGGCUCGCGGCCGCGCUGCUGACAAGGCCAAGGGCAAGUUCACGGCCGAGGACGUCGCCGCCGCCGCUGGGGGUGCCACGGCCACCGGCGCCUCGCUCCAGGAGAUCGAUUAA